Molecule: messenger RNA, 1041 nt
Organism: Selaginella moellendorffii
Lineage: Eukaryota; Viridiplantae; Streptophyta; Lycopodiopsida; Selaginellales; Selaginellaceae
Product: extensin
Exons: 3
Coding region: 1-1041 (346 amino acids)
Source: RefSeq, a predicted model, not a curated record
AUGGCGAUCGAAAGACUUCUCACGGUGGAUGUCAAGGUGGAUGAUAACAGGAAACCUUACAAGGCUUUCAUGUUUGCGGGACAUAAGGUAUACAAAGUUGUGGAGGCCGACAACAAAGCAAAGGCUGUCUGGGUCAUGUCUCUCAGGGACAAAAGCCCAGCCAUGGUGAUUUCUUUUAACUCGUGGAAACCUGCAGGGAUCAAGAAGUAUGAGAGUCCACCACCACCGCCAUACAAGUAUGAGUCGCCACCACCCCCUCCAUACAAGUAUGAGUCACCACCGCCGCCACCAUACAAGUAUGAGAGUCCACCGCCACCGCCAUACAAGUAUGAGUCGCCGCCUCCGCCACCAUACAAGUAUCAGUCACCACCGCCGCCACCAUACAAGUAUGAGAGUCCACCACCGCCGCCAUACAAGUAUGAGUCGCCACCACCGCCCCCAUACAAGUAUGAGUCGCCACCUCCGCCACCAUACAAGUAUGAGAGUCCACCGCCACCGCCAUACAAGUAUGAGUCGCCGCCUCCGCCACCAUACAAGUAUCAGUCACCACCGCCGCCACCAUACAAGUAUGAGAGUCCACCACCGCCGCCAUACAAGUAUGAGUCGCCACCACCGCCCCCAUACAAGUAUGAGUCGCCACCUCCGCCACCAUACAAGUAUGAGAGUCCACCGCCGCCGCCAUACAAGUAUGAGUCGCCGCCUCCGCCACCAUACAAGUAUGAGUCACCACUGCCGCCACCAUACAAGUAUGAGAGUCCACCGCCGCCGCCAUACAAGUAUGAGCCACCACCACCGCCCCCAUACAAGUAUCAGUCGCCGCCUCCGCCACCAUACAAUCCACCACCGCCGCCAUACAAGUAUGAGUCGCCACCACCGCCCCCAUACAAGUAUCAGUCGCCACCGCCGCCAUCAUACAAGUAUGAGUCGCCGCCUCCACCACCAUACAAGUAUGAGUCACCACCGCUGCCACCAUACAAGUAUGAGAGUCCACCACCGCCACCAUACAAGUAUGAAUCGUCACCACCCCCUCCAUAUUACUAA